UAGGGGCGGCGGAAGGUAGUCGUGGCGCGUUGCGGCGCAUUUCAACUCGCAUCCUCGUCGUCUCGUACGAGUUUUUAACGCGACGAGUGUUUCGGGAGUUUCGUAGAGUGUCGGAAGUGAAAUUGUCGGGCGUUCAUGCCAACAUUCGUCGUCAGUCGGAUGCGAUGUAUUGUGCGAAGUUGUGUCGCGUUUAAUCGUAUUUUACAUUUUCUCCGUUGCCUCAUAUCCCGAGUUUCCGACGUAGAAAGAAGAUUAUUGUAAGGAGCAAGUACAAAUUUUGCGAGGAAAUGCAGGCUCAAGCUGAAGAAAAAUAUAUUGAUUAUUUUAGUUUCGCCAUUCCGCAUCCCAUGUGAGCGCAUCUUCAUUGGAUAUGUACUCGAACCACAUGUGGCCUGAACCGCCGAUUUUAUCGACAGUUUUAUAAAAUGGGUCUAGUUUAGUUGCAAGUAUUGUCGUUUGUGGCAGUGUAUUUCAAAGGCUUUUGACCACGAACUUAGGAAUAGGUAUAUCACGUCACGAAAAGACCCGAUUUCUUCUCGGCUGAUUACAGAGUUAGAAAUAUAAGUAUCUCAAAAAUGAAAGUGAAGAAAAUGAACCUGGACCCUCUUGAGUUACCAAAAGGAAAGAAAUCAGCAAUUACUAGAAAAACUCAAGGAGUUCAAAGUAAAAUAACAGAAGAGUUCCUUGGACAAGGAACUGAAUUGGCAGUUACUAGAAGAAAGAAAGAUUUGAGGAAAGUAACUACGAAGGAAAUUCUUGAACACAAUUUAAAAAAUGAUACAGAUAGUGAUACAUAUGAUAGUGAUGAAACAGAUAAAAACACAGAUGAUGAAGACAAAGAGCUUGAUAGCGAUAGCGAGAGCAAUUUGGAUCCUGUAGAAUACAAAAAAUCAUUAAUGAAAUUACAAAAAACUGAUCCUGAAUUUUACGAAUAUUUGAAAGAAAAUGACAAAGAUCUUUUAGAUUUUGAAUCAGAUAACGAAGAUGAUAACUCGUCUAUAAAUUCUGCUGAUAAGUACAUGUCUUGUGAAAAUUUAGAGGUUGCUAGUGCCAAUAGUGAUUUUCAAUCAGAAAAAGCUGAAAAUGAUAAUAAGGUCACUAUGCAACUACUGAAAACUUGGCAACAAGAAAUACAAAGAGACAAAUCCAUUAUUACUAUUAAAUGUGCUGUAGAGGCUUUUCAUGCAGCUUUGAACAGUAUUGCAAUAUCAUCGAAUAUAAAUACACAAUAUAAAGUAGAAGGAAAUGCAGCAUUUAAUGGUGUGGUACAAUUAUGUAUAACGCAUUUACCCGAUGCAUUUGGACAGUUUUUAAAACAAGAUACGGAAUCACAGGAAGAACAUAAAUCUAAAAGAUUUAAAAAAAUAGAAGAAGUUUUGAAAUUAUACCUAUCAGAUUUAGUUAAACUAUUGCAAAGUAUAGCAUUGUCAAAUAGUGCUGUUCUUAUAGUGCUUCUAAAGCAUCUUCAUCAAAUGCUGCCUUAUACCCAGUCGUUCUCCUCCUUAACUAAACAGCUAUUAGAAAUCUUGUUAAAACUAUGGUCAACUGCAAAAGAAACUGUUCGUGUCAUGGCCUUUUUAAAUAUUUUACGUAUUGCAGCUGGCAAAAAACUUGUACUUGAGAAACUAUUUGAGACUAUGUAUGAGAAAUACGUUCAGAAUACGAAAUUAGUUACAUUUGAUACAUUACCAGGAAUAGAUUUUAUGAGGCGUUCUUUGGUCGAGAUUUAUCUACUUGACCACAAUACUUCGUACAGACAUGCUUUUUUACACAUCAGGCAAUUGGCGAUUGAUUUAAGAAACAUCAUAACAUUAAAAAACAAGGAAAACUUUCAGACUGUAUAUAAUUGGCAAUAUAUAAAUUCCUUGCAUCUUUGGACAGAACUGAUAAACAAGACAAAAGAUAAAUCAGUAUUGCGAUCGCUAUUAUAUCCUUUAGUUCAGAUUAUUAUUGGAACAAUAAAAGUUAGCCCAACCACACAAUAUUAUCCAUUGCGAUUUCAUUGUUUAAAAAUGUUAAUAACCAUUUCUAAGGAAACUGGAACGUUCAUACCUAUCUUGCCGUUUCUUCUUGAGAUAUUGGAUUCUUACGAUUUUAAUAAGAGACAUAAAGCAGUUACAAUGAAACCUAUAUCUUUUGUUUGCAUUUUAAGGAUAUCAAAAUCACAAUUGAUGGAGAAUAGUUUCAAAGAUAAUAUUAUUGAAAUUAUUUAUCAACUUAUACUGGAGCAUGCGGCAAAUGAAAGUCACAGAAUAUAUUUCCCGGAUCUCUAUUUGUCUUGUAUAAUACAGUUAAAACAAUUUCUGGAGAAAUGCCACGUGGCAACUUAUUGCAAGAAGAUGAAACAACUUUUAAUUAUGAUUGAAGAAAAUAGAAGAUAUAUCGAGACUGAACGUGCUAAAGUAACACUAGAUCUGAAAAAUAUAGCAGAAAUAACAAAUUGGGAAAAUAGAAUAAAAACAGACAAUACUGCAUUAGUCAAGUUCUAUGCCUCUUGUAUUAAACUUCGUGAGUCCCAAAAACUUAAACUUCUUACAAGGAACGAAGAAAAAUCCAGCGGAUCUAUUGAGAAAAAAUUAACGAAGCAUAAAUUAGAUGAACAGAAUGCAGAAAAUGGCGAAGAAGAGAGUAAAUUUGAGAUUCGGACGAAAGAAAGGGAAAUUAAAGAAAGGCGACCAAAAUAAAAAAAAAUGAAAAAAUAAUCAAUAAUGAAAAUAUGUGGAGAAAAACGCAAAUAUUUAAGACAUAAUGAUGAUGGGUGUUAAAAAUACACGAACAAGAUCAUUGCGAUGUAUAUAACAGUGACAAUUUCUUAUGAAAAAAGUACAAAAGAUACAUAGGAUGCAAAACAUUUAUUUAAGACUUUGAUUUCAAAUUAGAUCAAUUCUGUACAUACACAAUAGCUACAAUUAUCCUCAGACUGUGUUAUAAAUUUACAAUUAAUUUUCUUUUAAUAUACACGCAUAUCACCGACAAGUAUAUAAUGACGUAAUGAUGAUAAACUAUGAAGGAUUCUUAAGUUAAUUCAACGAACCCGUUUAUUUUUUAUAGCAUUCCGUUAUAUCCAUUUUUGUGUUUUUAAACAUAAUAAACAUAGCAUUUUUAUAAAAAUAUAUCUUUAAUCACAAAAAGCAAACGCACAAUUUUUGCUCUAAUCACUUUAUCUACUUUACAAGAAGACGUUGCAUGCUUUUUUUUUAUUAGCAAAAGCUUCAAUCUGCAUGACGACAAAUGAAAUAUAAGACAUCAUUAUACAAUAUUGUGAUAUAAUUCAUAUCUGUAUUGGAACAGAUAUAUAUAUAUAUAUAUAUGUAUAUAUACUUGGUUAGUAUUAAAGUAUACAGACUACUCGUCGACAAUAAAAUCGCUUUGUCGCUAUACAAAUUGAAUAGAUUUUAACUUAUAUCGUUCUGCUGUGCUAUUUUUUUGGUACAAUUGGUGCGUUAGCAACAGCAAUAUAGUAUCGAAACAACGUUGCUUUACAACAAUUGAUGUUGGGGCAAAAAUGAAAAACUGCAAACAAAUGAAUUAUUGCGACAAAUAUAAAAUGAUAAAGAAAAAAAAAAAAGUUUUAUAGUUUAUUUAUAUAUCUAAACGAGCGAGAAGAGCAUAUUGCUUUACUAAUAUAUGUAUAUAUUUGUAAAAUAUAUACAUACAUGUUUUUAGUAGCCCUUAAGAGAACAUAGUAUACUCCUUAAUAAUAGCCCAAUCUGCCCCAUAAUAUAUAAAUCUUGAUAGGGCGGAGUUUAAGCGUUUUAAAAUAAAAUGUAACUAUUCUAAAACGUUUUUUUUUCUUAAUUAUAAAAUUAUUUAAAAAUUCGCAAUGCUUGAAACAAUUCAUAAAUACGCUGCGCCUAUACUUAAAUUUAUCCUAAAAAAGUGCGAGCCUACAGUUACGUAAUAAGAAGAAUGUAAUGUAACUGUUGGGCUCCUCAGACGUGCAUUCCUGUCUACAGAUCAAUGGGAUCAAUUAUGUAUCCCCUAGAUUCUCGGCAUUGUUUAUGUAAAAACGUAGACUUUAUUUCUCUUUGUUAUAUAAUAAUGAGAACACUAAUUAGUAAAACUUUCGAACUGUACAUUCAUAAAUCAUUGUAAGCAUUAAUAAAUGGGUACUCAUUUGGUUCGUCUUUUGUUCAUUCAUCUAAUUAAUAUUCACUAAUGUAUUUAAAAUUGUAUCUAACAGAGGAAAUAAAUCAUUUAACACUAAUUAUUACUUAAAUCGCACAAACUAAUCGCAUUGAAAUAACGCGUGUUUAUGUCAUAUAACAAUUUAUAGAAAUAAUCAAUUGAAUUGCUGCAAUAUCUUGACAUUUAACUUUUAAUGAGUCUAUCUAGUAAAGCGAUUUACGUUAGCCGAAGAAAAAAAGUGCAAUAAAAUAUUUGUGAUUAAAUUUGGGAUCGUACUUUUACAAAAUUAAAAUUGUGUGCAAUGUUCUUAUGAUUUAUAAUAAUUUUUUUAUAAAAUAUGUCCAUGCAACUAAAAAAUACCACUCGAGUCGAUAAUCAUUAUUACACUAGUUAAGACUACAAACUAGCAACAAGAAACUCUAACUUUGAAAAUCAUUUUUUUUCUUUUUGCAAAAUAGUGUUACAUCAUGCGACAUGGCAGAAACGGCAAUAUUUCUGCAUUUGAUUACAAAAUGCAUCCAUCAUUCACACACCAUAAUGUCAUUCUAUAUACAAGCUAGAAGUACAUAAACAAUAGUAGUCAACCUGUGAUAAAAAGUAAUCAUCUUACUUAGUAUUCUAAAGGCCAUGUCAUCUCGUACACUUUAAAAUUCUUACGAUACUGCAAACACACAUUGCAAUUACAGAAUCUCCUCUCAUUUCAUUACGCCAUCACAAGCUAGUAUCUGACCUAUUACAACUAUUUUAUAUAUAUAAAAAAAAGAAAAAAAA
Molecule: messenger RNA, 4899 nt
Organism: Solenopsis invicta (red fire ant)
Lineage: Eukaryota; Metazoa; Arthropoda; Insecta; Hymenoptera; Formicidae
Product: nucleolar complex protein 2 homolog
Exons: 13
Coding region: 576-2684 (702 amino acids)
Biological process (GO): ribosomal large subunit biogenesis; negative regulation of transcription by RNA polymerase II
Cellular component (GO): Noc2p-Noc3p complex; Noc1p-Noc2p complex; nucleolus
Molecular function (GO): histone binding; transcription corepressor activity
Source: RefSeq, a predicted model, not a curated record